UUCUUUCUUCCCCAUCAAAUGACCUUUUACUGACGUUCAAACAGAAAGGGAACUGAGUGUUGCUCCUGGUUUUAUAUGUUGGGGACUUUGGAUUGGCAAGGUGGAAACCAGAUGGUGAUUUGGGAGUUGAAACUAGGAUAAUUAGAACAUUUGGGUACUUAGCACCUGAAUAUGUUCAAAGUGGCCAAAUAACUGGGAAAGCUGAUGCUUACUCCUUUGGUGUGGUAUUGAUAGAGCUGAGUCAGCUGACUACUAGACGGAAGGCUAUGGAUAUAACUAGGCCUAAGGGACAGCAGUGCCUCCUUGAAUGGGCACGCCCUUUGCUAGGAAGACAUGCCAUUCGAGAACUGAUUGACCCUGGGUUAAGGAAUAGCUACUUAGAGCAAGAGAUUUACAGCAUGCUGCAAUGUGCCUCUUUGUGCAUUCGGCACAACCCUCAUUCAAGGCCUCGCAUGUCUCAGGUGCUUCGCAUGUUGGAAGUAGAUAUUGUCAUAAAUUGAACCAAUGAUGCAAUGUAAAGCAGGUGAAGAGAACAUCAAACGGCCUCAGUCCAACCUUGAUUGGAGCAGAAGGAUUUAAUAGCAACCUUGUACCAUAAGACGUCCUCAUGGCAGAAGAUUAUUUGUGCACAAGGAACAACGUAGCAUUCUUCUAUUGGGCAUAGAUAAUUAAGCUGUAAGAGUUGAAAGUUGUAAAUUGCGUCAUUUUUCCUUCAACCUAUAAUUUUUGUUUGAUUUGUUCCCAGCUUGAAUCAGAUUCUUUA
Rubroshorea leprosula is the source of this 763-nucleotide messenger RNA. The record is from the annotation of a GenBank genome assembly. Lineage: Eukaryota; Viridiplantae; Streptophyta; Magnoliopsida; Malvales; Dipterocarpaceae.